CGGAUUCCAAAAACAAAAAUAUAAGAGUGUAGGGUUUUCCAAGCCCUACACCCCCAUAUAUAUAUAUAUUUAUUUAUUUUUUAACGUAUUAUGUACCUGCUUGACACCUUGCAGCAGAUGUCCGAGAUGGGUCAAGAUGUGAUUGACUGGGAUGACCCGCCAAAUGAGGAAGAGCAGAAGGAGCAAGCUGAGCGGGCAAAGUUAUCUGAACGCAGAUUGAAGCGGAUUGAGGCGAGUGGGGAGGAUGCUGCUCCACCUGCUGAUGAAGGGGGUGAAGAAGGCAGUGAUGAGGCUGCUGAUCAUCGCCGUGAGCCAUGCGAAUUGAAUGCCAUUGAGAAUGGGCAAGAGGAGGACUGGAGAGGACUAACGAAGGCAGGCAUGUAUAUGGCCUCACGUUCGCAAAGACAAGUGCGCAAGAAGGCACGAUCCUUGGGAACAGCGGAGCAUAUGCGCAAGGAUAUGAAGGGAGGUGGUGGAGCAAAUCCUCGUGGUGCAGCAACAGCAGCGCAGGUUGUUCAGAAAGAAAAACGCCCAAGAGGCAGGCCACAAAAAAACAACAUGGCCCCCGAGAAUGGAGAAGCUUCAAAAUUUAACGUGGCUGCUAUAGAGGAACGGGGCACAAAAAGCCAAGCAGAUGAAGAGGAGUGCAAUGGCAGCGAGGAGUAGCACGAAGGAGAGGAGGGUGAAGACCACGGUCUUCAACGAAAGAGGCGUCGUGAUAGGGGACAAUCUGAAGAGGGCACUGAUGUCGCUACAUCUGAAUAUGGCACAAGUGACGAAGAACGCCCUAUCGGUGAUAAACGCCGAAAGGUGUG
Molecule: messenger RNA, 815 nt
Organism: Chara braunii
Lineage: Eukaryota; Viridiplantae; Streptophyta; Charophyceae; Charales; Characeae
Source: the annotation of a GenBank genome assembly